UGCUUUUGCUUGAAGAAAGAAGCAGGGGGUGUUUUGGUCAUAAGAAAUUUGGGAGUUGGAAAGAGACAAGCCAUAAGGGCAAAGGCAAUCCAUCCUGUGAAAUAUAAAAAAAGACGGAAAAUUAGAGGAAUAGCCAUUUAAAACUUGUUAAGAGGUAAGAGCCAAAGGCAGCAUUGGCAAGGAAUAAGCUGAAACUUCUCUACUCCAAAAAAUAUUCAAACAAGCAAAGAAAAGAAUUCUCACUUCCCUUCACCCUCGUUUUCCUCUCUCUCUAUAUCUCUUCCCCUCCCCUCCUCUCUCACUUUGGAAUUCCUAAGUCUCUCUCUCUUCUCAAUCAGCAGGAUGGCUAUGGUUCAUUUUUUUCUUCUAUUUUCUCUGGCUUUCUCAGAUGGUGUUCUUCAGAGAGUUGCAUCUCUUGGCAUCAACUAUGGGCAGGUGGCCAACAAUUUGCCAGCACCAGAGCAAGUUCUCGAACUCUUAACCUCCCUUAAGCUCACAAAAGCAAGAAUCUACGACACCAAUCCUCAAGUUCUAAAAGCAUUUGCCCACUCCAACGUUGAGCUUAUUGUCACUGUAGAAAACCAAAUGCUACCUGUUUUGAUGGACCCUCAACAAGCCUUUCAAUGGGUUAGUACCCAAAUCAGGCCAUAUUAUCCGGCCACAAGAAUCACCGGAAUCGCCGUAGGAAACGAGGUAUUCACCGAUGAUGACACAUCAUUAUUAGCAUAUCUAGUUCCAGCCAUAGUCAGCAUUCAUGGGGCACUAGUUCAAUUAGGCAUAAACAACAUUCAAGUCUCAACACCAAAUUCUUUAGCUGUACUAGCCCAGUCAUUCCCUCCUUCAGCAGGUAGUUUCAAAAGUGAAGUCUCAGGAGCCAUGUCACAAUAUUUGCAAUUUUUGUCAAGCACUAAGUCACCAUUUUGGAUCAAUGCAUACCCAUAUUUUGCUUAUAAGGAUGACCCUAACAGGGUUUCCUUGGACUACGUUCUUUUUAACCCUAACUCAGGCAUGAUUGACCCCUACACCAAGCUUCACUAUGACAAUAUGCUGUAUGCUCAAGUAGAUGCUAUUAUUUUCGCCAUGGCUAGAUUGGGUUACAAUGGAAUUGAGAUUAGGGUAUCAGAGACUGGGUGGCCAUCAAAAGGAGACCCAGAUGAAAUUGGUGCAACCAUUGAAAAUGCAGCAGCCUACAACAGAAAUUUGCUGAGAAGGCAAUUGGAGAAUGAAGGGACGCCUUUGAGGCCUAACAUGAGGCUAGAAGUUUAUCUGUUUGCUUUGUUCAACGAAGAUAUGAAGCCUGGACCAACAUCAGAGAGAAACUAUGGUCUCUAUCAACCUGAUUGUACCAUGGCUUACAAUGUGGGGCUCUCUGCCCUUUCAGGUUCUUCAGCUUCAUCAGCUUCCAUUUCUCUCACUUCGUCUGCCACUAAGGCUUCAAACAAGGAUUAUGAUCAAAGCUUGGUGUUCUGGAUGUUUGUGUAUUUGCUGACCUUCCAAGUUUUUAUGAGAAGACCAUUUUAAGGAAUUAUUGGAGUCCAAAUGUGUAUAUAUAUUCUUGUUUUAUAUAUCUUGCAUUAUGGUAAGAAACGUUAGGUUGAUCUUUGAUUUCCAUUUUGCUUUUUGCUUU
This is a messenger RNA of Manihot esculenta (cassava), 1627 nucleotides long. Its product is annotated as glucan endo-1,3-beta-glucosidase 11. The transcript has 3 exons. Gene Ontology annotation, cellular component: plasma membrane. Gene Ontology annotation, biological process: carbohydrate metabolic process. The record is from RefSeq and is a predicted model, not a curated record. Lineage: Eukaryota; Viridiplantae; Streptophyta; Magnoliopsida; Malpighiales; Euphorbiaceae. The coding region runs from base 343 to 1521 and encodes 392 amino acids. Gene Ontology annotation, molecular function: hydrolase activity, hydrolyzing O-glycosyl compounds.